Messenger RNA from Megachile rotundata (alfalfa leafcutting bee), 1373 nucleotides. It is a transcript of the gene Dhc36C, whose product is annotated as Dynein heavy chain at 36C. Gene Ontology annotation, biological process: microtubule-based movement. Gene Ontology annotation, molecular function: ATP binding; dynein intermediate chain binding; minus-end-directed microtubule motor activity. Lineage: Eukaryota; Metazoa; Arthropoda; Insecta; Hymenoptera; Megachilidae. The record is from RefSeq and is a predicted model, not a curated record. Gene Ontology annotation, cellular component: dynein complex.
AUAAUCUCAGAAUGGAAUGCGAUUGCGUGGAAGUGACGUCGUGUGAGGGCAUUCCACAUCCGGUAACUCGGAAAAAGAGCGCCAAAGGUGUUUUUAAACUACCAAAAGUAACUGACAAAGUCGAGCCACUGUUCUGUUUGCCACCACAUUUAAUGCAAUGCACACGAUGCAAGAGGAAGCUUAAAGAACAGGAGCAACGUAAACUCCAAGAGACUUAUACGGGAAAACGACUAAAGACAGAAAACUUUCGUAGAUUCACAGUCAGUCUCGUCGUAAAACCUAAUUUACCAAAGGCAGAUAUAGAUUUAAUUGACGAUCAAGAGGUGAAUCGAUAUUACAAUUACAUUUGCGACGGGGUCGACACUGUCCAUACCGUACAGAUUCAAGAUGACGUGAUAGGGAAGAUAUUGAAUUUAGUGCCGUACAGUUUGACUGACCGUUUCAAUUACUGCACGGAAAGCCUAUUGAUCGAAAUCAAGGACAAUUUUACUAGGAAUAUUAAGAAAGCGAUAUUAGAACACGCCCUUAAAAGUUCUCUUCAAGAAGACUUACACGAGGAAUUAACCGGAAGCAAGAUAGUCGAGAUAAAACGUAUUUUCCCUCAAUUAACGACUAAAGUUUGCAGAUACCGUGAAUUUUUGCAAAAUAAUUUAUAUUUGAUAAAUCCAUGCAUGACGAUGACCUUGGACGAAUGGGUUCGCAAUUUUUACCACUUUCGACUGAUUAAUUUUAACGACAUCGCUGAACACGAGAACAGUUGGGACCUAAUAGAAUUCAAGGACACCGUUCUUCGUCAGAUCAGAAGAGCAAGACUGACCCUGACGAAUUCCUGGUACAGCGGAAUACAAGAUAUAUUUCUCGCGAACAAUAAGAAGAAUUUGGUUCCCAGUCCGCUGCAGCGUACACGAUUUAAAAGAUUCUUCGGAUGUAUAGCAAGAAUAAUGGAAUCGCAGCUUUUGUUCACGUGUAAACGUACUUUGAGCGACUUCAUGAAUUUAUUACUCCACGGCAAACCGGUCAAAUGCGAAUUUAACGUCAGCGCAGUUGUUCGUUCCGAACAGCUCGCGUUUAAUCCGUGCUUCGAGGAAUUCAAGCUGGGUCUUUGCAGCAUUUUGGACAGCGUAUGCGAAGCGGUUCAGCAGUUUGAUCAAUUAGAGAUUCAACUAUACUUGGAUUGGUCCAGUCCCGAAGAACUUUUGAAAGUACCUUUAAUGCACAGACUCUCAUUCUUCUUUCAUACCGAUCCUCCAUUUAAUAUCUGUAAUUCUCCAAAUUUAGCCGAGGAUAGAGCAACCCCGGGUAGAGAAGCUCAAACAGGAGAUUAUCGAUUUGAUCGAGCGAGAGAAGUUGACAUCCGUGGAGCUAUUACAUAA